Molecule: messenger RNA, 2117 nt
Organism: Malurus melanocephalus (red-backed fairy wren)
Lineage: Eukaryota; Metazoa; Chordata; Aves; Passeriformes; Maluridae
Gene: MPHOSPH10
Product: M-phase phosphoprotein 10
Exons: 11
Coding region: 40-2070 (676 amino acids)
Biological process (GO): rRNA processing
Cellular component (GO): Mpp10 complex; small-subunit processome; nucleus
Source: RefSeq, a predicted model, not a curated record
CGGSGGAGGCGGUGCCGGUACCCACGUGUGCGCGGGACGAUGGCGGCGGUGCCGGGGAUCCCGGGCACCCAGGGCAUCCAGGGCAUCCAGACAUGCCUCAGGGUGGCGGGAGCGGCCGCGGCUCGCCCCGAGUGCUUCCUCAGUGUGCAGGAUGGACUGGCUGCCGACUUCAGAGCAAUGACAAAGACUCUCUACGAUUUGAAUAAAGGAAGUAACAUAGUUCGUGGGGGUCCUCUAAAAGAGCUGGUGAUAGAAAAUUUUGAUGAAGAACAGAUUUGGCAACAACUAGAGCUCCAGAACAAUGCAGUUCUCGAUUUCUUCAAGAAAUCCAUUGCAAGAGAUGCUGAGGAUGAAGAUCUUUGCCUUCUCUCAGACCRAGAAGAGAAUGGUUCUGAUGCAGAGACCAGCAGUGACAAGGAAUUGGAAGACAACAUAAUGGAAGCAGAAACUGAACRGAAGAAUGUUUAUACAAAAGAUAAAGAGAAAACUAAAGCUAAAGAAAAACAAAGUAAASUGAGAGAAAGCAUAGAGCAGGAAUACAGUGAUGAGGAUUCUGAUAUUGACUUUGAUAUUACAGCWCUGGAGCAACAAGCUAAAACAGCAAAGGAAACCACACUGAAAAAAAGGGGAAGAAAAUCUGUGGUGGAUGAUAAAUUUUUCAAGCUGGCUGAUAUGGAAGCUUUUUUAGAACAUGCAGAGAAGGAAGGCAAGGAAGAAGAAGAAGAUGAUGAUAUAAAUUAUUUUGAAGACAUUAUCUCAGAUGAUGAGGAAGAAGACUCUGAAGAAGCCAAACCAAUUAAAAGUUCCAGAGAUAUGACAUACAAAGAUUUCUUUGAUCCAGUUGAUGAUGAUGAUGGYGAUGAUGAUUUAGUAGCUAAUGAUAUUGAGGGUGAUCAGGAAGAGGAAGCAGAYGGUGCUGUUGAAGAGCAAAAUGAAGAAAGUAUGUCUGAGUUUGAGGAUAUGGAUGAAAUGGUGGAACACAUGAGAAGUAAAGAAGCUUCUAAAAAAGUAACUUUUAGUUUGCCAGAUGACAGUGAAACAGAAGAUGUAACAGAAGUGCAAUUAGAGAAGGGCAUUGAUCCUGGUGAAAUAAAGUCAUCUUUUGAGAAGAGACAGGAAAAGAUGAGCAAAAAAAUAAAAAGYUUAGAAGAUGCACUGUUAGAGGAGAAACCUUGGCAACUUAAAGGAGAAGUGACUGGACAAAAACGCCCUGAGAACAGCCUUUUGGAAGAAACAGUACUUUUUGACCAUGCAGUCCGAAUGGCACCUGUGAUCACAGAAGAAACUACUUUUCAGCUUGAAGAUAUCAUUAAACAGAGAAUAUUGGAUGAGGCAUGGGAUGAUGUAGUACCAAAAGAAAAGCCCAAAGAGGAAGCUUUUGAGUACAAGAAACGGAUCAGUUUGGAUCAUGAAAAGAGUAAACUGAGUCUCGCUGAAAUUUAUGAGCAAGAAUACAUGAAACUUCACCAGCAAAAGACUGAAGAGGAAGAAAAUCCUGAACACAAAGAAAUUCAGGAAAUGAUGGAUUCACUCUUCCAGAAGCUGGAUGCACUUUGUAAUUUCCACUUCACACCCAAACCACCGGUGCCAGAAGUUAAAAUCGUGUCAAACCUUCCAGCUAUAAGUAUGGAAGAAGUAGCACCAGUUGCUGUCAGUGAUGCUGCUCUCUUAGCACCAGAGGAGAUCAAGGAAAAGAACAAAGCUGGUGAUGUAAAAACRGAUGCAGAAAAGACUCCCACAGACAAAAAAAGAGAAUUGAGAAGGAAAAAGCUCCGUAAACGUAUGAGGCAAAGAGAAAGGGAAAAACGUCAAAAGCUUCUUGAAAAGAUGAAACCAGAACAAGGCACAAAACUCAGCAAAAAAGCUGCUGCAGCRAAAUUAAAAAAGCUUACAAAAGAAGGCAAAGCAUCUCUGCUCAAGGAUGAAGGUAAAGACAAGGCCUUGAAAUCAUCCCAGGCCUUCUUUUCUCAGCUACAAGAUCAAGUGAGAAUGCAAAUCAAAGAUGCAAGCAAAUUAAAGAAGAAACAAAAGAAGGAGAAGGCACUCUCUGUUCAUAAACUGAAAUUGUAAAUUACCUAUUUUUAUAUGUUGCAUCUUGUAUAUAUUAAAAUGGUUUU